Ailuropoda melanoleuca (giant panda) is the source of this 3916-nucleotide messenger RNA. It is a transcript of the gene CEP120, whose product is annotated as centrosomal protein 120. NCBI's taxonomy places the organism in Eukaryota, Metazoa, Chordata, Mammalia, Carnivora, Ursidae. The transcript is spliced from 22 exons. Gene Ontology annotation, biological process: positive regulation of centriole elongation; interkinetic nuclear migration. Gene Ontology annotation, cellular component: centrosome. Bases 206 to 3058 code for a protein of 950 amino acids. The record is from RefSeq and is a predicted model, not a curated record.
CGAGGCGGGCGGAGGGGCGUUCUAUCCGCGACUGCCCGGGUCUCUAUCACCCUUUGUCCUCCAGCUUUCCCCCGGCACUGGGCCUGCGGGCCUGGUUGCUAGGCGGAAGCGGGGAGCGGCGGCUGCCGCUGCAGCUGCCCGGGCGUUUGAAAAAGCGGCAACGCAGGCGGCAAAAGACCCCGCCUGCGGGCCGCCCACCGCGACCAUGGUCUCCAAGUCCGACCAACUGCUCAUCGUCGUGUCCAUCCUAGAAGGUCGCCAUUUCCCCAAGCGUCCAAAGCAUAUGCUUGUGGUAGAAGCAAAGUUUGAUGGAGAACAGUUGGCUACUGACCCUGUGGACCACACCGACCAGCCAGAAUUUGCUACCGAGUUAGCCUGGGAGAUCGACCGGAAAGCCCUCCAUCAGCACAGGUUGCAACGAACUCCUAUCAAACUGCAGUGUUUUGCCUUGGAUCCUAUAUCUUCAGCCAAGGAAACUAUAGGUUACAUUGUUCUAGACUUAAGAACUGCUCAGGAAACAAAGCAGGCUCCAAAAUGGUACCAGCUGUUGAGUAAUAAAUACACCAAGUUCAAGGCUGAGAUACAGAUAAGCAUUGCUUUGGAAACAGACACAAAGGCCCCAGUGGAUAGUUUUAAAGCCAAAGGAGCCCCCCCUCGAGAUGGAAAAGUACCUGCCGGCCUGUCUGGACUGGAUCCCAAGGACAUCGUGGCUGUGCUGAAUGAGGAGGGAGGCUACCAUCAGAUCGGACCAGUGGACUAUUGCACCGACUCCUUCGUUCUGUCGGUGACCAUCGCGUUUGCUACCCAGCUGGAGCAGUUAAUUCCAUGUACCAUGAAACUUCCAGAAAGACAGCCUGAGUUUUUCUUUUACUAUUCUUUGCUGGGAAAUGAUGUUACAAACGAACCCUUCAAUGAUUUAAUCAACCCAAACUUUGAGCCAGAGAGAGCAUCUGUUCGAAUACGUAGCAGCAUAGAAAUUCUUCGCGUUUACCUGGCUCUUCAGUCUAAACUACAGAUCCAUCUUUGCUGUGGAGACCAGUCCCUUGGAAGCACAGAAGUACCCUUAACUGGGCUACUGAAAAAGGGGAGUACGGAGAUCAACCAGCGCCCGGUCACAGUUGAGGGUGCCUUUAUUCUUGAGCCUCCAAACCGAGCCAAACAAAAGCUCGCCCCUAUCCCUGUGGAGUUAGCCCCGACUGUCGGAGUGUCUGUGGCUCUGCAGAGAGAAGGUGUAGACGCCCAGUCUUUAAUUGACUUAAAGACCCAGAAUGAACAUGAGCUACAGCAUUCAAAGAAGCGAGUUUUAACUCCUAUAAAAGAGAAGACACUCAGUGGGCCAGAGUCACCAAGCGUGUCCCCUGUUCCACCUCAAAACCCAUCACCUCCCACAAAAGAUGAUGCAACAGGAAGUGAAGUAGAAAGCUUGCAAUAUGAUAAGGACACAAAACCAAAUACAAAGGCCGUCAGCUCUUCUGUACCUCCUUCUGUGGCCCAGCCGGUGCCUGCGUCCCAUGCUUCAGAAACAGCCUCGGGACAGAAGAUUGCUGUGCCAGCGACAUCCCAUCAUUUUUGCUUUUCAAUAGACUUAAGGAGUAUCCAUGAUUUGGAAGUUGGUUUUCCAGUCAACUGUAUAUUAAGGUACUCCUAUCCAUUCUUUGGUAGCGCAGCUCCUAUUAUGACUAAUCCUCCGGUAGAAGUUCGCAAAAACAUGGAAGUUUUUCUUCCACAAUCUUACUGUGCAUUUGACUUUGCAACCUUGCCUCACCAGCUGCAGGAUACCUUCUUACGGAUUCCAUUGCUGGUUGAAUUAUGGCACAAGGAUAAAAUGAGUAAAGAUUUACUUUUGGGAAUCGCCAGAAUCCAGCUUUCUAACGUCUUGUCUUCAGAGAAAACUCGCUUUUUAGGUUCCAGCGGUGAACAGUGUUGGCGUCAAUCUUACAGUGAAAGUGUGCCUUUCAUAGCAGCGCAGGGGUCAAACAACAGGAUAAUGGAUCUUUCGUACACAGUAACUCUGGAAGAUUAUGGACUAGUAAAAAUGCGGGAGAUUUUUGUCUCUGAUUCAUCUCAGGGUUUACCGGCUGUGCAACAGAAGCCAUCUUCCGUUCCUCCAGCACCUUGCCCUUCAGAAGUCCAGACAGAGCCUCGAGAAACCUUAGAAUACAAAGCAGCACUGGAGUUGGAAAUGUGGAAAGAAAUGCAAGAAGACAUUUUUGAAAAUCAGCUGAAGCAGAAGGAAUUGGCCCAUAUGCAGGCUCUUGCAGAGGAAUGGAAGAAAAGAGACCGAGAGAGAGAAUCACUUGUGAAGAAAAAGGUGGCUGAAUAUACUGUUCUAGAAGGAAAACUUCAAAAAACCCUAAUUGACUUAGAGAAGCGAGAGCAGCAGCUUAUCCUUGCAGAAUCGGAGGUUCAAAGAGAAAGGAAGGAACUGAAAUUGGAACGUGAACGGAACCUGCUAGAACUUCAGGACUCUAUCCGGAGGGCCAAAGAGGACUGUGUUCAUCAGGUGGAACUAGAAAGGCUGAAGAUGAGACAGCUGGAAGAUGACAAGGUCCGGCUACAGCAGCAGCUUAGCGAUGCUGAAAAUAAGUACAAGAUCUUGGAAAAAGAGUUUCUUCAGUUCAAGGAUCAGCAAAGCAACAAACCAGAAAUCCGUCUGCAGUCUGAAAUAAAUCUCCUCACCUUAGAAAAGGUUGAACUUGAAAGGAAGUUGGAAUCUGCAACUAAGUCUAAACUGCAUUACAAGCAGCAGUGGGGCCGAGCUUUGAAAGAACUUGCCAGACUUAAACAGCGGGAACAAGAAAGUCAAAUGGCUCGUCUUAAAAAACAGCAAGAAGAACUGGAACAGAUGAGGCUACGUUACCUGGCUGCUGAGGAGAAAGACACGGUGAAGACCGAGAGACAAGAGUUGUUGGACAUCAGAAAUGAAUUAAACAGGUUAAGGCAACAAGAACAGAAACAGUACCAGGAUUCCAGAGAGAUUGCGAGCGGAAAAAUGGACAGCCUGCGUGGCAAUGCCCUGGAAGAAGGUCGGCCGUGGGCUGCGCUUGGCCUUCUGUAAACCGUCUCCUGCUCUGUCACUGAACCAAUAACACGCAGUGUCCUGCACCAUGGGGAGCCGGGCGGUGUGUCGCUUCUGCCUGGAGCCCGCAGGUGAGCAGCGCCCCCGUUGCCGUGUGCCUGGGGCUUGAGGGGCUCGCGUGGCCGUACUCUCACAGGUCUGAACACGGGGGACAUCUGACAUUUCACCACCUUCUCUUACUCCCUCAGCAACAGCCCUUCCGUGUGCGAGGGUCAUUCCAGGAAUUAAAAGUUAUUCUCAGGGUUGGAAAGUGGAGGGACAGCGCGGUGGGUGACUGAAGGGGGGUGGCCGCUGACUGAGCCAGCUUCCUCAUUACUACACCGAACGGCCGGCCUGUCAUCGGAUGUUUUCCUCUGAAAUAACGUUUACCUCUAAGACGUUUGUGGCUCCUGGACACAGAGAAAGCCUAGUGUCCAUGUCUGAGGCUGGCACAUAGUUGUGGGCAGGGCCCCUCAGGUCGCCCAGGUAAGUUCCUUUACCCCCGCAGGCCCGUGACUCCUACCAGACCUGGGUUCCUGUGUGCAGACGUGGGAGUCUGAGUCUGAUUCAAGGACGUACUGGGGCACCGCACACACGUCUGGGGAAGAGAACUAUCCAGUCUGACCACAUGGCUUUCUUGCCGACGAACUGCUCCAUCCAGCUGCUGCCCAGCCUGAAUGUCAGUUCUCAGUUCCCGGGACAUACUGCCUGUCCUUCCAGUCUGAGGAACGGUCCUCUGCUAGCUACGUGUAGAAUUUUAAAAUCGGGCCUCUCACUACCACUAUGUCCACCUUCAUGGAAUAGCUGACUUGAUUCUUUUUAUCAAUAUAAUUCAUAAUAAAACUCACCUUUUUAAAG